Lagenorhynchus albirostris (white-beaked dolphin) is the source of this 1681-nucleotide messenger RNA. It is a transcript of the gene SYNDIG1, whose product is annotated as synapse differentiation inducing 1. The coding region runs from base 1 to 774 and encodes 257 amino acids. The record is from RefSeq and is a predicted model, not a curated record. NCBI's taxonomy places the organism in Eukaryota, Metazoa, Chordata, Mammalia, Artiodactyla, Delphinidae. Gene Ontology annotation, biological process: synaptic vesicle clustering; positive regulation of synapse assembly. The transcript is spliced from 3 exons. Gene Ontology annotation, cellular component: excitatory synapse; synaptic vesicle membrane; postsynaptic density membrane.
AUGGCUGGAGUCAUGGAGCAGAAGAGCGGGCUGGUGCGCGGCAAGCUCGGCGAGGCCGGCAAGAGGAAUGGCCUGAUCAACACCAGAAGCCUCGUGUCUGAGAGCAGGGAUGGCCUGGUGUCCGUGUACCCGGCGCCCCAGUACCAGAGCUGCCGGAUGGUGGGCAAUGCGGCGCCGGCCGCCCCAGACGGCAGCAGGAACAAGCCGGUCCAGCAGCUGCUGGACCCCAACACCCUCCAGCAGUCGGUGGAGUCCCUCUACCGGCCCAACAUCAUCCUCUACUCGGAGGGCGUGCUGCACCCCUGGGGGGACAGCAUGGCGGCCGACUGCUGUGAGACCACCUUCAUCGAGGACCGGUCGCCCGCCAAGGAGAGCCUGGAGUACCCCGACGGCAAGUUCCUCGACCUCUCGCCCGAAGACAUCAAGAUCCACACGCUCUCCUACGACGUGGAGGAGGAGGGGUUCCAGGAGCUGGAGAGCGACUACUCCAGUGACACAGAGAGCGAGGACAACUUCCUCGUGAUGCCCCCGCGGGACCACCUGGGCCUUAGCGUCUUCUCCAUGCUCUGCUGCUUCUGGCCCCUGGGAAUCGCCGCCUUCUACCUGUCCCAUGAGACGAACAAAGCCGUGGCCAAGGGGGACUUUCACCAGGCCAGCACCAGCUCCCGGCGGGCCCUCUUCCUGGCCGUGCUCUCCAUCACCAUCGGGACCGGCAUCUACGUGGGCGUGGCCGUGGCCCUCAUCGCCUACCUCUCCAAGAGCAACCACCUAUGAGCCUCCCCGGGCGCAUGCGCAUGAAGAGCCUGGGCCAGUUGUGUGCGGGUGCAGAGGAGCGGGCCUGGCAAGGGUGGACACACAGGUAGACACACCUGCGUGAUGCUGUACAGUGUAAGUCAUCGCCAACGACGCCAUAAAGCCCUGGGACCUUCUGCCCAUGGAUUCCUUUUGUUUUCACCCUUUCAUAUCGUUUUCACAGCACUGUGCAGAGCAUGGGACAGAUGGGCACUGCUAACCCUUCUAAGGAAGCUCCAUAGAUCCCGACCCUCGCGGCUGUCUCUGGAUGGAUUCUGGUGGAUCAACGCUGGUGCCAGUGCCCGGAAUGCCAUAACAUUAGCAAUAGACGAACAGGAACACGUGUUUAUUUUUAUGGAAUAUGGUGCAACAGGCAGGGGGCAGGGGACACGUGCUCUUCUGUCUGUGGCCCCACCUGACUCCUCUGGCACUGCCCCCCAGGCCACGUGCCUUUCCUGCAGGAAGGCAACGGGCUGGGCGGCAAGAGAGACAGAGCAGCUGCUGGCAGGACCCCCAGCUGUCACGGCUCUCCAGAGGGGUCCAGCCCUGAGAAUGCAGAGCCAGAGUCGUUCCCAGGCCCAGAGUGUCACUCCCUCCACGCUGUCCCCAGCCUAGGAACGUCAGGCCUCCUCUGGAACGUGUCCAUACUCCGCAGCCACCACGCGGCAAUAUGCAAUCCCGGGGCCUCGUUGACCUGGGGCCCAGGGCAGGCCGGCCCCUCCCCAGACUCCUCCCAGAAGGACCCAGUUUUCUCCAGGAACUCCAGGCCAAGGAGCCAAGACGCCCCCUCAGCGUAAGGACGAGCGCAGGGGGAUGCUUCUACUCGCCUGCGCUGACAUUCACCUUGGUGAUGACAGUGACACUAGUGAUCUUACAGAGGACACGAACC